CACCACGCACCGCAACGUGAUGGUGGACGAAGAAGGUGAAUUCGCCGGCACAAUUUGCUCCAUUUGCUACGAAGAUCUCAAACCAGUUUCCGAAGAUCUUCAGUCUAUCUCCAUUUGCGGCCACGUCUUCCACGAGCUAUGCUUGCAGCAAUGGUUCGGGUACUGUUCGAGAGUGAAGAAGCACACUUGCCCCGUUUGCAAGCAGAAUUGCAGGGUCAGCGAUGCUUGCAGGCUUUACUUCCAAUCGGUGGGAGAUGUGGUCGAAUCUGUUAUGCAUCGGAAGCCAUUUGAUUCUGAAGAAGAUUCCGGAGUUUUGAGAAAGGAAGUGAAUAGGUUGGAGGUCAGGGUCUCGGGGCUUAGUUCAUAGUUGGAGAAGAAGGGGAAGGAAAUUGAGCAGCUCACCAAAGGAGAUUUGGCGUGUUGACCCAAGAAAACACAAUUGGGUCAACCCAACUCCCAUUAUAUAUAUAGGCACAUUGGAAAACUAGUAUCAGCUGAAAACAAGAAAGAUCUUCCCUUUGCUCCUUUUCUUCUUCAGAUACUUCAGCCAUGGCGUUCCCUUAUAUGGAAGCUGUUGUUGGGUUUAUGAUCUUUAUGUACUUCUUUGAAACUUACUUGGAUAUACGACAAUAUAAGGCACUCAAACUUCCUACUCUUCCAAAGACUUUAGAAGGCGUAAUCAGCCAAGAUAAAUUUUUGAAAUCCAGGGCCUACAGUCUUGAUAAAAGAUACUUCCUUUUUGUUCAGAAGUUUGUAAAAGUAGUGAUGGACUCCACAAUCUUGUACUUUUGGGUGUUACCCUGGUUUUGGAAGAAAUCAGAACAUUUGAUGACAUUCGUAGGUCUGAAUGCAGAAAAUGAAAUAUUGCAUACCCUUGGUUUUUUAGCUGGUGUCAUGCUCUGGUCACAGAUAACUGAUUUGCCUUUCUCUCUGUACCUAACUUUUGUGAUUGAGGCCCGUCAUGGUUUCAACAAGCAAACAAUAUGGUUGUUCUUUAGGGACAUGAUCAAAGGAAUGUUGAUAGCCAUUGUAAUUGGUCCACCUAUUGUGGCUGCAGUUAUUGUAAUGGUGCAGAAAGGAAGUCCUUACCUUGCUAUCUAUCUAUGGGGAUUCAUUCUUGUUCUUUCUCUUGUGAUGAUGACAAUUUAUCCAGUCCUGAUAGCUCCACUUUUCAACAAAUUCACCCCACUUCCCGAAGGUACACUCAGGGAGAAAAUUGAGAAACUUGCUGCCUCCCUCAAGUUUCCAUUAAAGAAGUUGUUUGUUGUUGAUGGAUCAACAAGGUCAAGCCACAGCAAUGCCUAUAUGUAUGGAUUCUUCAAGAACAAGCGGAUUGUCUUAUAUGACACAUUGAUUCAGCAGUACAAAAAUGAUGAUGAAGUUGUAGCUGUUAUUGCCCAUGAACUGGGGCAUUGGAAGCUUAACCACACUGUGUACGGGUUUGUUCUAUUCCAGGUUCUUACACUAUUGCAAUUUGGCGGAUAUACUCUUGUGAGGAACUCAAGCGAUCUGUUUCGAAGUUUUGGAUUUGAUACACAGCCAGUCCUCAUUGGACUAAUCAUAUUUCAGCAUACUGUAAUCCCCAUCCAGCACCUUGUGAGCUUUGGUCUGAAUCUCGUGAGCCGAUCAUUUGAAUUCCAGGCUGAUGCUUUCGCCAAGAAGCUUGGAUACGCAGCUGAACUACGGGACGCCCUUGUGAAACUACAGGAGGAGAAUCUAUCAGCUAUGAACACAGAUCCAUGGUACUCUGCAUAUCACUACUCUCAUCCCCCUCUUGUUGAACGGUUGGCUGCAAUCGACAAAUCAGAUAAGAAGGAAAAAUAGGGAAAAACAAACUAUAGACGAAGAGAUUCAAAGCUUCAUUGUACUCUAACUUGCUAUGAAUGAGUGCUACAAUUUGUUUGUUUAGUAGCAAGGCUUUGAAUCAGAUAAGUUUGUUUGUUUAAUAACUAAAAAGGAUUAUUUGAUAUCCAUUGUUCUGAAUUUUGAGUAGUCUAUAAGAUUCUCUA
Molecule: messenger RNA, 2009 nt
Organism: Arachis ipaensis
Lineage: Eukaryota; Viridiplantae; Streptophyta; Magnoliopsida; Fabales; Fabaceae
Product: CAAX prenyl protease 1 homolog
Biological process (GO): CAAX-box protein processing
Molecular function (GO): metalloendopeptidase activity
Source: RefSeq, a predicted model, not a curated record